Molecule: messenger RNA, 1596 nt
Organism: Ceratosolen solmsi marchali
Lineage: Eukaryota; Metazoa; Arthropoda; Insecta; Hymenoptera; Agaonidae
Product: p21-activated protein kinase-interacting protein 1-like
Exons: 3
Coding region: 115-1596 (493 amino acids)
Molecular function (GO): protein binding
Source: RefSeq, a predicted model, not a curated record
AUUUUAAUUGCACUGGAGUUUGUGUUUGUGACGUGAUAUACAUGUGGUGGCACGUGCAAGGGGCUUCGAUACUUUAUUGAAUAAGAUUUUUGGUAGGAAAGCGAGGGAGAAAGAAUGGCACCUAAUCUAGAGGUGAUUGUCGGCACGUAUGAGCAGUUUUUGCUCGGUUACACGGUCGACGAUGUUGUCAACGAAUAUAAAAUGGAGCAGAGUUUUGCUACUCGUAGUCACUUUGCGAGUAUUCGCAGUGUGGCUAGUAAUAAGAGCUACUUAGCAUCAGCCGCUGCUGAUGAUACCGUCUGCUUAUUCGAUAUGAAUAGUAGAAUGGAAAGUGGAAAGCUAACGCAUCACAGUGAUACUGUGAAUAGUAUUUCUUUUACACCCGAUGCGUCGCAUAUAAUAACGGUGAGCAGCGACGGAACUAUAGGAAUUAUUCGUUGCGGUAAUUGGCAGAUGGAGAAACAUUGGUUAAAGCCACAUAAAGGGCUUGGGGUCGAUACAUUGGCUGUUCAUCCUACUGGCAAAAUUGCAAUGACUACCGGUCGCGAUGGCGUUUUACGUACCUGGAAUCUUGUUAAAGGUAGACAAGCUUAUGCCACAAAUUUAGUUCCUAGAUGGAAAAUUGACGCUAAAAAUAUUAGCGUUCUGAAAUGGAGUCCAAAUGGUGAAUGUUAUCUACUCGCUGCAAAUAACAGAAUAGACAUUUAUUCGGUUGAGUCUGCGGGUAUCGAGGAAGAGCUUAGUUUUAACGCAAAGGUAAUUUGUGUCGAAUAUUUAGAUGAUAACUACAUCGCCGUUGGUCUAGCCGAUGGAAAAAUUAGUAUCUAUAAUCUUCAAACUCAAGCUCAAACUAGUGAAAUUCAAGCGCACGAUCUUAGAGUUAAAUGCUUAGCUGUAAAUGGCGAACUGUUAGUUUCUGCUUCCAGCUCGGGAGAAAUUAAAUUGUGGUCCUUCAACGAUGAAAGCUUAAUCUUAUUAAAUGCCGUUGAUUGCAAUGCUAGAAUUUCCUGUCUGACAUUAACGUCAUGUUUAAAUUUAAAGCAUCGGAAAGAGGAAGCUAAUAUAGAAGAAGUAGUUUCUGAAAAAUUACCAAAUAAAUUGCGAUCGAAACAGCGUGUCGUUAUCGAGGACGAAGGUAAUGACGAGAAUAAAUCAAAAAGAGCGAAAAGAAAGAGGAAUAAAAAGAUUCUCGUGCCAAUUUGCGAUGAUGCAAAUUGUAGUGGUAACACGAUUACAGAAAAUGUAAAGAAAAUUAAAACUAAUAAAAAUGAAAAUUCCAUGCCAACGAAACGUAAGGGCGAUACGACCCAAUUGCCACUUUCAUGUGGCAAAAAGACGAUUUCGGACUUUAAUAAAAAGCGAAAGCAAGUGGAGAAUUUAGUUGAUAAGGAUUCGACGGAACUUUCGAUAAAGAAGAAAAAACAGAAAGGAGCGAUAUUAGAAAAAAUCGGUCAAGCUAAGGAUAAGCAAAAUAGUAUUAUAAAUAAGAAAAAGAGAAAAAAUACGGAAAAAGAUAGAUUCGAGAAUUUAGAAAAGAAGCAAAAGAUAUGUUCAGUGGAAAAUGUAUUGUUGAAAAGGAAAAGGAAAAAGAAUUAA